This is a messenger RNA of Colletotrichum scovillei, 2872 nucleotides long. Its product is annotated as dullard-like phosphatase. The coding region runs from base 969 to 2525 and encodes 518 amino acids. Lineage: Eukaryota; Fungi; Ascomycota; Sordariomycetes; Glomerellales; Glomerellaceae. Gene Ontology annotation, molecular function: protein serine/threonine phosphatase activity. The record is from RefSeq and is a predicted model, not a curated record. The transcript is spliced from 3 exons.
CCCAUUCCCCCACAAGGGUCAGCAGGCAGUGUAACCCCACGGUCAGCCCUGGACCAAUACCGUCAAUACCGGCCGGCAUCAAACCGUUAUCCCAGUGCCACCACGGUCCAACCCGGCCAAACCCAGCAGAUUUCCAUAGUGUUGAGCUGCUGUUGUUGCUGCUGCUGCUGCACCUACCUUACCUUACUGCUACGCUCCCCUCCGCUUGCUUGCUUGCUCAGGUUCCUUUCCGCGGCUUCCACUCGCGCCUCUACCUCACCACAUCUUGCUUUAACUACCCGUACCUCAGGUAUUGGACUACUUGCCGACACCUCCAAUCACAGGCCAGGCCACUGUCCUUUUCAUCCAUUGCCUUUCAACGCUACCGCAUCCCGGCCGCCUCGAUACCUCCAACUCCCGAAAGCCCGACUGACCCUUUUUGCGUCUUUCCUCCCCUCUCAAGGUCUCGAGGUCUAAUCGACAGGUUUGCGCUGACGGCCACAUAUCACUUUAGCGUCUGUUAGCUGUCGACCGAGGAACCUUUUUCACCAGCGCCACCACCUCGCGCUUUCAUUUUCCUAGGCCUCGUUCGCCUAUGGCAAGCUGAUUGUUGCCGAUCCUUGGAUUUGGGGGGAAAACCAUCUGGACAGCCCACCGGCUUGCAUUCCCCGACUACGAACACAACCACCACGACCACGACAGACUCGUCGAGUACCUCACCUCAACCUCACGCAAUCCCACCAAGCAUCACAGACUCAGCGGCAUCCCUUUGAGACGAUUGUCAACCCUUCACUCGCUUCUUCCUACUGCGGUGUAUUCGAAAUACUCGCUCGACGCCCAUUUCUCCCAACGCGACUGCUAAUACAUCGCCUCCUUCGUCGCGCGGAACGUCUGGAACAUUCCUGACCACCGAAACCACCCCUUACUAUCGACCCUCGACGUCUCCUAAAUCUUUCCACUCCCGCAUCGCAACCCGCCGUCAACCCUCCAUGCCUCAUGGAUUGCAUAUCCUAUCAAAGAUGAACUCCCUGAAUAUCAUCACCUCUCGCGUCUCUCCGCCGCCCAGUCCAGUUGCCUCGCGAUCCAACUCCAUUGGCUCCUUGGGAUUGGCCGUCCAACCUGACAGCGAACAGCAAAGUGGCGAAGGCGCAGACAAACAGGGCGACGACGACCAAGACGAGGAUGUCUUCCCCCUCGAAAAGACGGCUUUCGAACAGCGCAACGACGCACAUGGUGCAUUAGACCUCGCGAGCGAAGCUACGCCGCUAAUAGGGGGAGAAUCGAAAGAAGCAGGGUUGAGGUCAACUUCAUGGCACUCAUUGCCUCGGCGCAUCGCUGCCGGCUUCAUCAAUUCCCUCCGCUGGGUAUUGUCCACGCUUGCCGCCCCGGGCGUGUAUCUGAUUGCCUGCCUUUAUGACGACGCAGGAGAUUUCUCGCUCUUUUACCCAUUCAAAAGAUUAUUCGGCUUGCACAAUAGAAACAACAAAAAGCUCGCGACAGACUUUGCUGGCUCAGUGGACGAAAAGUCGGGCCGACAGGGUAGCGCCGGAUAUGGAGGGGUUGCGUACUCAAGACCAGUGGGAUCAUCAGGUUCAUCUUCUUCAGGCAUAUCUUCAGAAUCAGACUCGGAUGCCGAUCGCCGACGCCGGGGCUCCACCGGUCGACACUCGCGUUCAAAGUCCGCAGCGGAAGAGAUUGCGCCAGCACGGAGAUCUAUUCGUAUCAAGCUACACAGUGAGGAUGCUCUUCCGCAACGGAAGCACCGAAAGACGCAGUCUGCAGCAGCACGGCCCAAGGGCAGUGGUGAAUCUGGCUCUUCCGACAUUUCCGCGCAACUCAAGUCUCCGACGUCUCCCGCAGGCGCGCUGACGAGAUAUCCAAAGACACCGGCUCCUCCUCGACCCUUGAUUCCUCGACGACAACCAUCAUACCUCAACCUCGAGCCUUCGACCGACCCCAAGUACCAAAAGACUCUCAUUCUGGACCUCGACGAAACUCUGAUUCACAGCAUGUCCAAGGGGGGACGCAUGAGUACGGGACACAUGGUUGAGGUCAGAUUGAACCAGACGUAUGUCGGUGCUGGAGGCCAAACAUCGAUCGGACCGCAGCAUCCCAUUCUGUACUGGGUUAACAAGCGUCCACACUGUGAUGACUUUCUCCGUCGGGUUUGCAAGUGGUAUAAUCUCGUCGUUUUCACGGCCUCGGUCCAGGAAUAUGCGGACCCCGUAAUAGACUGGUUAGAGGCUGAGAGGAAAUUCUUCUCGGCGCGAUACUACCGACAGCACUGCACGUUCCGACAGGGAGCCUUCAUCAAGGACCUUAGUUCUGUUGAGCCGGACUUGAGCAAGGUCAUGAUCUUGGAUAAUAGUCCACUGAGUUACAUGUUCCAUCAAGACAACGCUAUCCCUAUCCAAGGCUGGAUUAACGACCCGACAGACAAUGAUCUCUUGCAUCUAGUGCCGCUGCUUGAGGGUCUCCAGUAUGUGUCGGACGUGAGGGCGCUGCUUGCAUUGCGUGGAGGCGAAGAUGGUCAGCAUAUGGCGUAGAAUUGGAUUGGGACUGUAGAAGGGAAUCUGGUGUACUGGCAUGGAAUUGGGCAAAGCGAACACCAGCGGCUUCAACUUCGUGGUGCAGCGGUGUAUUAAUAACAUUUGGUAAAGGGAUGGUAAGAGGAGUUAUUGGGCGGCACGACUGCAAAAUGUCGGUACGAUUCUGUAAAGCUUCAGGAAUACAUGCCAGGCCACCAGCCUUUUCGACGUUCAGCGAGAACAUGUUAUUGAAUGGAAAUGUCAGGUUGGCAGUGACAGUGACAGUGUAAAGGUAGACGAUGGGAACUUGUGGACGUUGAAGCCAUGGGCAAGCUAGACGAUAUUUCCGAAAUUCCGUCCCUUUC